ACAACGCGCGCUCCCUCUAAAUUUACGCGUCCGACAUCUGCAUACAUCCCGUCUCACCAUAUCAAGCCAUCGAUUGAGGCAGCGCUCUCAACGAGACACCCGGACCUCUUUUAGUUGCAGAUAUUUCCCAGUCGACUGUGAGAUCUCCUCACCUUUUAAUGUAUUACAAUAUGUGGAACACAUGUCCAGUUUUAAAUGAAGCUUCCGUAGAGAGCUGGGGAUCUUGAACGCCGGGCGAAAGGGGAAACUCGCAGCCGUCUUUUCUCCCGUUUGCGCACAGAGCGGUUUGUAUAUGCAAAAGGUGGUUUAUUUCAGAAAGUCAUGGAGGGACUUGUCUAAGGAGGACCCAACAUAAUUGUCCUUUUCACAAUUCCUUUCCGGUCUGGUUAAUUUCUAUUUACCACUUCCUGGCAAGUGCUGCCUAUUUCCCUGCACACAAUGGCAGAGAUGGCUGGUCUGGGGGUUCCGAAACCAGGGGGCAGAUCCACGACUUUGCUUCCACCUGAGCCUAUCGAGAUUAUCCGGACCAAAGCCUGUUCCCGGAGGGUCCGCAUCAAUGUCGGGGGCCUCAACCAUGAGGUCCUAUGGCGGACUUUGGACCGGUUACCCCGAACCAGAUUAGGCAAACUCAGAGACUGUAACACCCAUGAGUCCCUAAUGGAGGUUUGUGAUGACUACUGCCUAAAUGAGAACGAAUACUUCUUCGACCGACACCCGGGCGCGUUCACAUCCAUCUUGAAUUUUUAUAGAACUGGAAAACUGCAUAUGAUGGAGGAAAUGUGUGCUCUGUCUUUUGGGCAAGAGCUUGAUUACUGGGGCAUUGAUGAGAUCUACCUGGAGUCGUGCUGCCAGGCACGCUACCACCAAAAGAAGGAGCAGAUGAACGAGGAGUUGAGGAGAGAGGCAGAGACUCUGAAAGAGAGGGAGGGCGAGGGGGAAUUUGAUAACACCUGCUGCCCAGACAAGAGGAAGAAACUUUGGGACCUCUUGGAGAAACCAGGUUCUUCUGUCGCUGCUAAGGUUUUGGCCAUUAUAUCCAUCCUGUUCAUCAUACUUUCAACAGUUGCACUGUCCCUGAACACCUUGCCUGAACUCCAAGUAAUAGACGAAUUUGAACAAGCCAAUGACAAUCCUCAACUUGCUCACGUUGAAGCUGUGUGUAUCGCAUGGUUUACAAUGGAAUAUCUCCUGCGCUUCCUGUCCUCACCAAACAAGUGGAAAUUCUUCAAAGGGCCACUAAAUGUCAUUGACUUGUUAGCUAUAUUACCCUACUAUGUCACUAUAUUUCUGACCGAAUCCAACAAAAGUGUGCUGCAGUUCCAAAAUGUGAGGAGGGUGGUGCAGAUAUUCCGCAUCAUGAGAAUAUUGAGGAUUCUGAAAUUGGCGAGACAUUCAACUGGACUGCAGUCCCUUGGAUUUACCCUCAGGCGCAGUUACAAUGAGCUUGGCUUACUCAUAUUGUUCUUGGCCAUGGGUAUAAUGAUAUUCUCAAGUCUGGUAUUCUUCGCAGAGAAGGAUGAGGAUGCAACAAAAUUUACCAGCAUCCCAGCUUCAUUUUGGUGGGCUACAAUCACCAUGACAACAGUAGGCUAUGGAGAUAUUUACCCACAGACUUUGCUUGGCAAAAUAGUUGGUGGACUUUGCUGUAUUGCUGGUGUGCUGGUCAUUGCCUUACCCAUACCUAUUAUUGUGAACAACUUCUCAGAGUUCUACAAGGAGCAGAAACGACAGGAGAAAGCCAUCAAGAGAAGAGAGGCCUUAGAACGAGCAAAGAGGAAUGGCAGUAUCGUAUCUAUGAAUCUGAAAGAUGCCUUUGCACGAAGUAUGGAGCUCAUGGAUGUUGUCGUAGACAAAAUUGAUGAUAAACAGCCAAUUGAUAACCACUUAUCUCCGAGCCGGUGGGGUAUUACGAAGCGCUCAUCCUCAGAGACCAGCCUAAGAUCCUUUGACAAAAAGUUUCCUGACAGCGACCCGCAUGGAUCACGGGAAUAUGUCAGAACACCUAGUCCGCAGCACCUGAAUGCUCAAAAACUGGAAGAAAUGUAUAACCAGAUGACAAAGACGCAGUCCUUCUCUGAUCUAAGCACAACUACAGCCUCAGGUCUGUCAAAACAUGAGGUAGAGUUGGAGAUGAAGGAAGUCCCACCUGCCACUGAACGAAAACCUAGGGAUAGAACCAUCACUGACGUGAGAAGCAUUUCAAGUGUUGACAGCUUUGCAAGCUGCACUGCUGAAUUUGGACAGGGUGAGAAGGCAACCACCCCUUCUUAUACAGCAGAGCAGGUUCAGCAAAGGCAACCUAAAUCACCUCCACACCUUCACCUUGGCCAGCUAACACCCUCAGACAUGAGUUCGGAUGUGAUUACAGAAGAUACUGGCCCAUUUAAGGGUGGCCCUGUCGAUCCAGAUGGUGAGAAUUUUAACGAGGUCGAGGAGACCAUCAGAAGCUCCAUUCGGGGAACAAAUUCAGUUAAGACAAAAUGCCUCAAAGUCAACUUUAUAGAAACACCAGAAGAUGCUCCUCCGACGCCACCCAACACCUCUUCCCCGCAGGAUAUCGACAACAGUCUACUGGAAGACGACUCCCCGGAGGGAGAGUGCUCUCCUCUCUGUUCAGAUUCAGAGCUACUGGCUAGUAUCCCAAGGAAAGGCUUAGUUCUUUCUCCAAAGAUACUAGCUGGUAAAUACUUUCCUGGGGAGACAGCAUUGCUUCUGGGAGAGCUGGAGGAUCAGGAGUAUCACAAGGAAAAUAAUCAGAAGGAAGUGGCUUCUGCAGCCAUCUCCUCACCCAAACACUCAGCACAGAACUCCACUCAGGGUGUAGUUGCUGAUAAUGGGGAGGAGAAGCCAGACACUAACCAAAGUGAACACAAGGUAGAGAACCACAUGUUUAAACCAGAGAUCCAUUUGAUGUCAGGGGAUGGUAAUCUUUCACCAUCCUGUGAAACUGGUAUGUGA
Messenger RNA from Xyrauchen texanus (razorback sucker), 2958 nucleotides. Its product is annotated as potassium voltage-gated channel subfamily B member 2-like. Gene Ontology annotation, biological process: protein homooligomerization; potassium ion transmembrane transport. NCBI's taxonomy places the organism in Eukaryota, Metazoa, Chordata, Actinopteri, Cypriniformes, Catostomidae. Gene Ontology annotation, molecular function: zinc ion binding; carbonate dehydratase activity; delayed rectifier potassium channel activity. The transcript has 3 exons. The record is from RefSeq and is a predicted model, not a curated record. The coding region runs from base 439 to 2958 and encodes 839 amino acids. Gene Ontology annotation, cellular component: membrane; voltage-gated potassium channel complex.